Messenger RNA from Hibiscus syriacus, 318 nucleotides. Its product is annotated as PRA1 family protein E-like. Gene Ontology annotation, cellular component: endoplasmic reticulum; Golgi apparatus. The transcript has a single exon. Lineage: Eukaryota; Viridiplantae; Streptophyta; Magnoliopsida; Malvales; Malvaceae. The record is from RefSeq and is a predicted model, not a curated record. Gene Ontology annotation, biological process: vesicle-mediated transport. The coding region runs from base 1 to 318 and encodes 105 amino acids.
AUGAUAGUCUUCUUGGUUGUCUUCCUCGCCUGGUUCUUCCUCUACUUCUUCCGCGACAAUCCCUUGGUCAUCCUCAACCGUCCGAUCGACGACCGCGUCGUGCUGGUCAUCCUCACCGUGUUUACGAUUGUUGACCUAGUUUUUACCGACGUUUGGCUCAACGUGUUGGUUUCCGUAUUGGUUGGGGCUUUUAUCGUGACACUACACGCUGCGUUUAGGGGAACGGAAGAUUUGUACUCCGAUGAACUUGACGAUUCCGAGGGUGGACUGUUUUCGGUUGUAGGCAGCCCCACCGGAGCUAGGUACACCCGCGUUUAA